Messenger RNA from Candida dubliniensis CD36, 2100 nucleotides. RefSeq names its product putative tubulin tyrosine ligase. The coding region runs from base 1 to 2100 and encodes 699 amino acids. NCBI's taxonomy places the organism in Eukaryota, Fungi, Ascomycota, Pichiomycetes, Serinales, Debaryomycetaceae. The record is from RefSeq and is a predicted model, not a curated record. Gene Ontology annotation, molecular function: hydrolase activity. Gene Ontology annotation, biological process: protein modification process. The transcript has a single exon. Gene Ontology annotation, cellular component: P-body.
AUGCAUGUGCUAUUAACUAAUGAUGAUGGUCCAUUGAACGAUAAACUGUGUCCUUAUUUUAAGUAUCUUGUUGAUGAAAUUAUCACUACUACUGAUUGGGAUCUCUCAAUAGUAGUACCCGAUCAACAACGAUCAUGGAUUGGUAAAGCUCAUUUUGCUGGGAAAACAUUAUCAGCAAGUUAUAUUUACACCAAAGUGUCUACAUUAGAACCAAAUGAUAAAAUAAAUACAUUUGAAGGUCCUUUCUCUAGACCUGAACCCAAAUUUCAUAAUGAUAAUGAAUAUCAAGAAUGGUGUUUAAUAAAUAGUACUCCGGCAGCAUGUGCUGAUAUUGGUAUUCAUCAUUUAUAUGCCCAUUCUAAAAAUAAACCGGUUGAUUUGGUUAUUAGUGGACCCAAUUUUGGUAAGAAUUCAAGCAAUUUAUAUAUAUUAGCUAGUGGAACCGUAGGUGCGGCCAUGGAAGCAGUUACUCAUGGAGUUAAAUCAAUUGCUUUAAGUUAUGCUUUUAAUAAUUUAGAUCAUGAUUAUUAUAUUUUAAAAGAAGCGGCGAAAAUUUCGGUUAAAUUGAUUAAAAAAUUAUAUCAACAAUUACAAAGCUCAUCAAAUAUUGAUUUAUUUUCUAUUAAUAUUCCAUUAGUUGAUUCUUUAAAUUUGGAAUCUACUAAAAUUUAUUAUGCUCCUAUUUUACAAAAUCAUUGGGAAUCAAUUUAUACUCCAUUAUUGGAAACUAAUGAAAAAGGACAAUUACAGUUUUCAUGGACUCCAGAUUUUAAAAAAGUGUAUAAAGAUGGAUUAGCUGAUAAGAACCAUACAGAUAGUCGAGUUUUAUUGGAAGAAGGAAUCAGUGUUACUCCUUUACAAGCGGCGUUUCGAGUUGUUGAUCCAUUAAAAGGUGAAAUAAAAUUGACCGAGGAAGAAGAAAACCAGGAGGAAGAACAGAAAAUCAAUGACAAUACUCUUUUAAUUACAAUACCAAAAGAAUCAUACAUUUACAAUCCUAUAGUGGAGCCAUUCAAAAAAUUAGGAUAUAAAAUCACUUCUGAUAAAAGUGUUAUUGGUUCGGGUAUACCAAUUUUCCAUUAUGGUGAGUACGAAGAUAUUGAAUUGGAUUUUGUUGGUGAUAGUCACUAUUUCAUUCCAUCGUAUAUUUAUCGUAAAGCACUUAUUCGUAAACAUUAUCUUGCCAAUACAGUUCAUCAUUAUGUUACCAAGAAUCCUCAAUCAAUUUUGAAAGUUGCUGUACCGGAAAGUUAUCAAUUAGAAGUUGAUUAUGCUGAAUUUUUGGAUGAUGCAUUGGAUGAUUCUUAUGAAUUGAGAGAUGAAGUGAACCAAGGGGAGAAAUUAUGGAUUUUAAAACCCAGUAUGAGUGAUAAAGGUCAAGGUAUCAGAAUUUUCAAAACCCUUGAUCAAUUGCAGGAAAUUUUCAAUUCAUUUGAAGAAAAUGAUGAAGAAGAUGAAAAAGAAGAAGAAGAUAACGGUAUUAUUUUGUCUCAACUUCGUCAUUUUAUUGUCCAAGAAUAUAAAAGUGAUCCCUUGUUGCUUUCUGGUUAUGACAAGAAAAAAUUCCAUUUACGUACUUAUGUUGUCUGUGUUGGUGAUUUGAAAGUCUUUGUUUACAAGAAUAUUUUGACCUUGUUUGCUGGUGAACCAUUUCAGUUACCUGUUGACGUGGAUGAAGAGGAAAUAUCGUUAGCAGGUCAUUUAACCAAUACUUGUUUGCAAGAAAAUGAGAAUCCGUUGGUAGUACCAUUUUGGAAAUUGCAAGGUUUUGAUGAGAGUGAUAAAAACAUUGUGUUUGAUCAAAUUUGUGAUAUUACACGAGAAUUAUUUAAAGCAGCUACAAGUGUGGAUAAGAUGAAUUUUCAACCAAUUAACAAUGCCAUAGAAAUAUUUGGAAUAGAUUUCUUAGUGAAUAGUGAUUUUUCAGUCAACUUAUUAGAAGUUAAUUCAUACCCUGAUUUUAAACAAACAGGAGAUGAUUUGAAGGAGAUUAUUUAUGAAUUAUUUGAAAGAGUGGCCACUGAAUUAAUUGAUCCAAUAAUAAAUGGAAAUGUUGUACCUGUGAAAGAUGGAGAGAGUAACUUGAUAGAAGUUUUAUAG